This is a messenger RNA of Trichoplax adhaerens, 1626 nucleotides long. RefSeq lists its product as uncharacterized. Gene Ontology annotation, cellular component: membrane; endoplasmic reticulum. The record is from RefSeq and is a predicted model, not a curated record. The transcript is spliced from 4 exons. The coding region runs from base 1 to 1626 and encodes 541 amino acids. Gene Ontology annotation, molecular function: chloride channel activity. NCBI's taxonomy places the organism in Eukaryota, Metazoa, Placozoa, Uniplacotomia, Trichoplacea, Trichoplacidae.
AUGAUGUUAUUCCAUCGAUUGUUUUUAUUCACUAUAAUUUGUGGCUUGCCUCAACAAUCUAUUGCUGACGAUGAAUUGAAAGUACCAUCAUUAGACAACGACUUCGAUACUAUCAAUCAGCAAUUAGUUGAAUCACAGGUGAAAAAUAAACCAAUUUGGGAUAAUUUAGAUAAUGAAUUUGAUGGUAUUGCUGAUUAUACAGCUAAAGGAGAUAAAUUUGCACAUGUUGCUGUCAAAAAUUUAGAGCUCAAAGGUUCACCUGAAAAUGAUGUCAAAAAUAAUGUCAAGGCAAUCAACGAUCAAUCAACAAAGAUCUCAAGAAAUAGGCAACAGGAUUCUACUUCAAAUGAUCUUAAAAAUAAUAACUUCAAAGCAACUAACCAUCAACCAAUCAAGCUGGAAGGAAAUAGACAUGCAGAUGCUAAUCAUUUAGAUAAUAAAUUAAACAUUAUUGACGAUCAAUCCAUCAAAUCAGAUUUAAAUAUAGACUCACCUUCACGUAAUCGUAAUCCACUAAACAAGCAAGCAGCUCUCAAUCAAUAUUUGCAUUCAAAUUAUUAUCAAACUUUUGUUAAACGCCUAAUAAAUGUUCUUAAAAAAAUAAAUACUACGAAUGAAGAGGUUACACUAUCAGUUUCCAUCAAAACAUCGGAAAUUCUAUCACUCGAAAUGCUAAUUGACGAUAUCAGUAACCUAGAUCGUGUUGAUGAAAUUAUGAAUAUUAUCGUCGACAGGACACAACCACAAUCAUUCUCAUUUGUUAAUGUAGACUCCGGUUUUAUGCUUGACUCUUACGUAAAGUCUGAAGUUGUAUUGCUGAUAGUUCUUGCAGCAAUAUUUUCAACUAUCCUCCUUCUUUGUCGUGGUAAUUAUAUAUCAUUAGUAGUUUACUUUAUUGUUUUUGGCCUCAUACUCAGUUGGCCUUGGGAAUGGCUACGAUUAUAUAAAGAAGCUAUAGGUAAAAGUUUACUGAAUUCACGCCUAGAGACUGAGUGCCGAAGAUAUCGCGAAGCAGAGCUAAAACGAUCCUUUGCAGGCACUAUCGGAAAGUAUAUGUAUGAAUUUUUAUUCGUUUCCAGUGAUCCCUGCGCCGAUAAUAUGAAAUACGUAAUGAAAGAUGCUCUUCUUGAUGUCACACCUAACAAGGCAUUGUGGUCUUGUAUAUGGGGAUCUACAUUUGAGUACUUUCGAAUCUUGAUUGAAUUGAUGGGUGAAUCAUUUUCGCCACUGCUAGGAAAAAUUCCACCUCUAUGGCAGCCAGUAAUAGCAAUAGUUUUCAUUUUUGUUAUUAUUGUAGUCUCACUACUUCCGAUUGCAUGCAUUGUAAUUGCUAUACGGAUGCUUACUAAUAUAAAAAGAAAUAGCCAUAUCGAGCUACCUGAUCCGAUUAAGAAGCAAUUGAACUCAAUGGAGGCAGAACUUGAAAAGCAAAAUAAGAAACUUCAAAUACAAUCACAAAUGUUAAUCAAAAUUGAUCGGAAAGCAUCUGAUACAAUAUUGACGGUAAAGAAUUCUCCAGUGCAAAAAAACGAUUAUAUCGACUUAAGUAAAUCACAAACUGAUUGGGAAGCAGAGCAAAAAUGCGGCACAUUUGAAAUAAUAAGGACUAUUUCUAGUGAUGAGUAA